This is a messenger RNA of Saprolegnia parasitica CBS 223.65, 1677 nucleotides long. RefSeq lists its product as hypothetical. The transcript is spliced from 2 exons. The record is from RefSeq and is a predicted model, not a curated record. Bases 1 to 1677 code for a protein of 558 amino acids. NCBI's taxonomy places the organism in Eukaryota, Oomycota, Saprolegniomycetes, Saprolegniales, Saprolegniaceae. Gene Ontology annotation, molecular function: protein binding.
AUGACGGACGAGGUGGGCCAGCGCAUGGAGCAGCUCAAGCUGCGGCUCGCGAACCAGACCAACGGCGGUGCGCCCGGCCGGCAGUCCCAAGGCCGAUCGCCCAUCUAUGACUACGGCCACACGCGCCAGUCGCCGGCGCAACAGCAACAACAGCAGCUGCAGGCGCCGCCGCGGCCGCAGCAGCCACAGCACCAGUACGUCGCGCCGCAGCAGUACCAGCAACCGCCACCGCACCAGCAACAUCACCGCCACCCGCCGCCAGCGCACCAACAGCAGUAUCACCACGCGUCACCAAACCAGCGUCAAGCCCCACCUACGCACCAGCAGCAGUACCAGCAAGCCCCGCCGACGCACCAGCAGUACUACCAGCAAGAGCCGCCGUCGCAAGCGCACCAUGCACCGCAAUACCAGCAACCGCCAUCACAUCAAACAACGCACAGCCGGCAGCCGCCACACGCGACGUCUCGGCAUGCCCGACCAAAUGCGACAGCGCCGCCACCGACUGUGCAAGACUUGCAGCAUCGGCUACGCGCCCAACGGCAGCAACUCGAGGCUGGUCGCGACACGGCCAGAUGCAGCAUCCGCAUCCGCAACAACAACCACAACAACAACCACAGCAGCCCUACGCCGAGCCGGCGUUUGCGCCUCCGCAGCGACACAAGCGAGCCGUCGACGGUCGGCGGUCGGCAGAGCUACCGCCACGACGAGCGCAAGCGGCGGGCGUCGCUGACCAACACGGACAUCUCGGAAGAGUGCGACGAAGAGUUCGAUGUGCGCAUGAUGCCGCCGCGUCGCCGGAACGAGUACGACUUCAACUGGGAAGGCGGGUCCCUCGGUCUCGUGCUCGUCGAGGACCCGGCGAACCGGAUGCCGAUCGUGAAGCGCGUCUCGUCCAACGUCUCGGCGGCCGCGCGCGUCGUCAAGGAAGGUGACACGCUGCUCUACAUCAAUGCCAACGCAACCCGCGAGUUUAAGAUGCCGGCGCUCAUGGGCAUGCUCAAGGACCUCAAGAAGCCGCUCAUCAUGCGCUUCAAGCGCGCGGGUACCGACGCGGAGGCCGUCAAGUCGGGCCCUGUCUUGCCGCCCGUGCUCGAAGGCGAGUACGAAUUUUAUUGGGAAGAGGGCAGCCUCGGUAUGACCAUGGGCGUCACGUCCACCGAGCUCCCGUACGUCAAGCGGCUCACGGGCCGCGGGCACUCGCCGCACCUCAAGCUCGUGCAUCCCGGCGACGAGCUCAUCAUGAUCAACGACCGUGUGUGCGCCGACCUCGGGUUCGAAAAGUCCAUGGAAGUCAUCAAGUCGGUGCCCAAGCCCGCGACGCUGCGCUUCCGCCUCGCGCGCGCCGACACGACAUACGACGACACGCUCUCGCAGCGGAGCUCGGUCGCGCCGCCCGCCCUCACGCUGGACGAAGCCAGCAUGUACGCUGUCACAUGGAGCGACGGUCCGUUUGGACUCACGGUCAAGGAGCUCGCGACCGACAAGGGCCCGGUGCCCGUCGUGACGCGCAAGACGGGCCGGAGCACGUGUGCGGGCCUGCGCCGCGUAGCCGUUGGCGAUGUCCUUGUUGAGAUUGGCUCGAUGAAGGCCGUGGACCUCGGUUUUGACAACACGACCAAGGUACUGCGCAACAUCGCCAAGCCCGUCAUGCUGCGAUUUCAAGCCGUCGCCGAGUGA